AUGAAUUCAUAUCAAGUUAGUCUCCCACUACUUAUUUCAUUUUUCUAUGUCUUCUAUCAAAUAGUUAUUGCAACUGCAACUCCACCCGCAAAUAAUUCAAGUGGAUACAGUGUUUUGCAAAAACACGUUGCAUUUUUUGAUAGGAACCACGAUGGAAUCAUCUAUCCAAAAGAAACUUUUGAAGGAUUUAGAGCGUUGGGUUUUGGAGUUGUAGCAUCAACAAGCGCUGCGGCUUUAAUUCAUGCCGUUACUAGCCAAAAAACUCGUCCGUUUUCUAUGUUUGUGGCUUCAAAAUUUGAAGAAAUUUUCAGCAAGCAUGCAAAACAACAUCCAAAUGCUUUAACUUCUGAUGAAUUGAAGGAGAUGCUUAAGUCAAAUAGAGAGCCUAAGGAUUUCAAAGGAUGGCUUGCAGCUGAAUCAGAAUGGAAGAUAUUAUUUGAUCUAUGCAAAGAUAACAAUGGUUUACUCCAAAAAGACAUCGUAUAUUCUGUUUAUGAUGGAAGUUUGUUUGAACGUCUCGAAAAGGAACACUCAAAAAUCAUGAAUAAUAAUUAAAUAUGAUUUCUAUUGUAAUAAUUAAGAUUUCUAUUUAAUUGUGUUAUUAAUAAUACUUAACACUUAUUAAAUAUGAUUUUCAU
Cicer arietinum (chickpea) is the source of this 638-nucleotide messenger RNA. The record is from RefSeq and is a predicted model, not a curated record. NCBI's taxonomy places the organism in Eukaryota, Viridiplantae, Streptophyta, Magnoliopsida, Fabales, Fabaceae.